Sarcophilus harrisii (Tasmanian devil) is the source of this 1473-nucleotide messenger RNA. RefSeq names its product nascent polypeptide-associated complex subunit alpha, muscle-specific form-like. Bases 1 to 1473 code for a protein of 490 amino acids. Lineage: Eukaryota; Metazoa; Chordata; Mammalia; Dasyuromorphia; Dasyuridae. The transcript is spliced from 4 exons. The record is from RefSeq and is a predicted model, not a curated record.
AUGCACCCACUGGUGGACUCGAGAAUUGAUCCCACUCUUCUGGAAAGCAAAUCAAAACUGCAACCUUGGGAGGAGACUCAUCAUGGCUCCAAGGCCUCCGUGGUCACCGAGCCCAAGCUCCCACCUCCCGAGCCGGGAGAACAGUCCGGGCUCCCAACUGCUCCUCGGGUUCUGUCCCGCAGGCCCCUGGGAUGGGAAUCGGACAGCGAGGAUCUCAGCGCCGCCUGCGGAGAGUCCUCGGGACAAACUGGGCUCAAGCAAACGGGGACCUGGGGCCCAGAGGCGGCGAGGCCCUUGUCCCUGGGCCGUGGCCGGGAAGCUGGGCCACAGACGGAUGGGGCUCCCCCCAAGCCCCUGACAGAGCCCGGGCCAGAAACAAGCUCCCCACGACCGCGGAGAAAGGGGCUGCUCUGCGGGAAGGGGGGGGGGAAACGCCCGCCCUCGGAGGCGCCAACCCGGCCGAGCAGCCCCCUCCCGGCCCCUCCCUCCACGCUGGGGCCGCGCCGCCCCGAAGCCCCCCGGGCGCACACAGCGCGGAGCCGCCUCCGCCAAUACGGGGUGCGCAGGGCUGCGGCUUUCGGGGGAGGAGGGCUCGGCUUCGGCGACCCCGGGCCAAAGCGGCCGCGCCCCCUCCCGCGCCCCGGGCUCCCACCUUUGCCGCCGUCCCGGCUCCCUCCGGCCAGCCUCCGGCCGCCCGCCGCCCCUCCCGCAGCUCGGCCGGCCGCCAGCCCCGGGGAUGACUCAGCGCGGCCGCCGACUCCCCGUUUCAGAUGGAAUUUCCCAAGCUCCGGCGGUAUCCGGGGAGCCCCGCUCCCCCCAAGCUCCGGACCCUCGGCUGCGGAGCCCCCCCAGUCACCAGCAAGGUUGAGCGCGAGCGCCCCCGGUAACCCGGCCGACGUGCGCCCCCCCGGGCUGCAGGGCUCCGGGACGUGGGUUGGCUGCAUCCAUUCCGGGAGAGGCAGCGGGGAACCUUCGCAGGUCUGCCCUUGCCCUGAGAACCCUGCCUCAAUUUCCCUGAUGUGUCAGCGGUUACUUGGAGCCCUGCAUCAUUCAACACCUGUUGCUGAGCCAAACACAAGCCCCCCAAGUACUGCCAUGAAAGCCGGGGAGACGCCAACUUCCCGAAUUCCUCCCCUUGACGCCUCGGGGCACAGGGCCUUGGGUCAGGACAGCCAGGACCCAGCCUUGGACUCUGCCCCUCCCCCACUUGGGUUCAUGCUGGCCCUGGGCCGGGCCGCCGGGGCCUCAGUGUGCUUCUCUGCCAGGAAAGGGGGCUGCAGGACAUGGUUCCUGUCACUGGCUGGGUUCUGCAGUAACCUCACAGCUGCAGCUGCCUUCAUGUUGGCACUCGGAACAAAUCCCAAGCUGAACAGUCAACUUGGGCCCCGUUCAGGUUCCGCUGGCCCUCCGCAGAGUGACUUUGAGCUGGAUCCCUCGUGUCCUUCUCCAUCAGCUGAGGGGGUGAGCGUCUAG